Molecule: messenger RNA, 805 nt
Organism: Phycodurus eques (leafy seadragon)
Lineage: Eukaryota; Metazoa; Chordata; Actinopteri; Syngnathiformes; Syngnathidae
Gene: ppil3
Product: peptidylprolyl isomerase (cyclophilin)-like 3
Exons: 6
Coding region: 105-683 (192 amino acids)
Biological process (GO): protein folding; protein peptidyl-prolyl isomerization
Cellular component (GO): catalytic step 2 spliceosome
Molecular function (GO): peptidyl-prolyl cis-trans isomerase activity
Source: RefSeq, a predicted model, not a curated record
AACACAUAUUUGUACGAAAACCACUUUUAGGCUAUGAAUGUAAAGAAAAUAAAACAUUAACGUAGCGUUGCUUCUCUUCCACCGCGCGCGGUUUGUAACCUCGAAUGUCCCCGGAACAAAUCAUCAGACGAGUAGAUAUAUCCAGACGGACCUGUUUUGUCGACACACAUUUACUGGUCCAAGUCGCAACGUUUAACAUGGCUGUUACUCUUCACACAGAUUUAGGGGACAUCAAAAUUGAAAUAUUCUGUGAACGCGCACCGAAAGCUUGCGAGAACUUCCUCGCCCUGUGUGCCAGCGGCUUCUACAAAGGAUGUAUAUUCCACCGAAACAUUAAAGGCUUUAUGGUGCAAACUGGAGACCCAACAGGCACUGGCAAAGGAGGAACUAGCAUAUGGGGCCGCAAGUUUGAAGAUGAGUUCAGCGAACAUUUAAAACAUAAUGUUCGAGGAGUGGUCUCCAUGGCAAAUAAUGGUCCAAACACAAAUGGCUCCCAGUUCUUCUUCACCUAUGCCAAACAGCCUCAUCUGGACAUGAAGUAUACUGUGUUUGGAAAGAUUAUCGAUGGCUUGGAAGCAGUGGAUGAGCUGGAGAAACUCCCCGUGCACGAAAAAACGUUUCGACCGUUGACUGAAACUCGGAUUAAGGAUGUAACCAUUCACGCCAACCCUUUUGCUGGUUAGAAAGCUUCACAUUUUGCCAAAAAGCUGUUGUCGGUGUAUUAAUAUGGGAAAAGUCUCCAGAUUACUUUGUAAUUCAUAAAUUGUACAUUUGAAAUUUUUUUUGUACUGAAUAAAAUGUAAUC